Messenger RNA from Tinamus guttatus (white-throated tinamou), 1987 nucleotides. Lineage: Eukaryota; Metazoa; Chordata; Aves; Tinamiformes; Tinamidae. The record is from RefSeq and is a predicted model, not a curated record.
AUGGUCGGCAGCUGCCAUGAAGUGGAUGGGAUAGAGAGGAUAGUGGAUAGGAUAGUGAAAACAUCUUUUCAUCGCCCUCAGACACUGGACUACAGAAAUGGUUGUGCCUUUUUUCGGCUGCCAAAAGUGGGGAUAGGUGGGGAGCAGCUUUAUGUGAAUCAGCUCUCCGAAUCUGAAUUAGAUGAAUUAUCCAGCAUAAGACCCACGCUGACCUAUGGGCAAGCCAAGCGGGCUCCGCCUUCAGACUUCAUUCCAGCAUAUGUGGUUUUUGACAAAAAGAUUUUGAAGUUUGAUGCCUAUUUCCAGGAAGAUGUUCCUCUCUCUGCAGAAGAGCAUUACCGGAUCCGUCAAGUGGGUAUCUAUUACUUUUUGGAAGAUGACAGCAUGUCUGUCAUGGAGCCCGUUGUGCCAAACUCUGGGCUUCCUCAAGGCAAACUUAUCAGACGCCAGCGGGUGCCCAAGAACGAGCAGGGGGAUCAUUACCACUGGAAGGAUCUGAAUCGGGGCAUGAACAUCACCAUGUACGGCAGGACGUACCGCAUAGUUGACUGCGACCCGUUCACACAGGUGUUCCUGGAGAGCCAAGGGAUUGAACUGAACCCUCCAGAGAAAAUGGUUUUUGAUCCUUACACAGAACUGCGUCGGAUGCCUAUGCGCAAGUACAUCACCCCGUCAGACUUCGACCAGCUCAAACAGUUCCUGACCUACGACAAGCAGGUCCUGCGUUUCUACGCUGUGUGGGAUGACACCAGUAGCAUGUUCGGUGAGAAGCGGCCUUACAUCAUCCAUUACUAUUUGGCAGAUGACACAGUGGAGGUUCGGGAAAUCCAUGAACUUAAUGAUGGCAGAGACCCAUUCCCAGUGCUAAUAAAGCGCCAGCGGCUGCCCAAAACCUUUGUGGACAAGAAAACGACCUUCCCAAGUUGCGUGCUGGAGAUCUCUGAUCAGGAGGUCCUUGAAUGGUACACAGCCAAGGAUUUUGCUGUUGGCAAAUCUACCACCCUCCUCGGCCGCCCUUUCUUCGUCUAUGACUGCGAUGAGUUCACGCGAAACUUCUAUCGUGACAAAUUUGGCAUCACAGACUUCCAGCCAGUGGAUGUUAGGAAGAAACCACUUGAGGAAGUGCCUCAGGUAAUUCCUCCCUACAAUGGUUUUGGCUUCCUUGAAGACUCCCUUCAGAACUGCUUUUCUCUGCUUCCAAAGCCUCCCCGGAAAGAUGUUAUUAAGAUGCUGGAGAACGACCACAAGGUGCUGCGAUAUCAGGUGGCUCUGGAAUCACCAAACCCUGAGGACAGAAAGAGACGUUUCAUCCUCUCUUAUUUCUUGUCAAAUGACAUGAUCAGCAUUUAUGAACCCCCGGUCCGCAACUCUGGUAUCAUUGGAGGCAAAUACCUAGGCAAGACUCGAGUCCCCAAACCGGGCUCCACCACUGAGAAUGCCACAUACUAUGAGCCCUCUGACCUCACCAUUGGUUCCACGCUUGAAGUGUUUGGCCACAGGUUUAUUAUCACCGACGCAGAUGAAUACGUGCUCAAUUAUAUGGAGAGCAACGCAGAGAGCUUCCCUGCAGCAACGCUGCAGUCCCUGAGGGAUCAUUUUCGCCCACGGCAGGUGGUGAAGGACACUGCCAUAAGUGACAGCCCUGUACCAGAGACCAGCAAACAGGAAUUGGAUGAGUUAAUAGUGCAGGUUCAGGAAGAGAUGAAGCUCCAUAACUACCUGAACAACAGGAACAUUCAGGAAGAAUUUCUUCAGCAUGAUAAGGAUGGCUCUGGAAUCUUGGACAAAGGAGAAUUUUUAGCCCUUUGCAACAGCUUGAAUGUGCCGACCAGCAAUGUCCUGGUUAACAAGCUGAUUGGCCUAUGUUCUGGUGGAGAAAACAAGAUAAGCUACCGUGACUUCCUUAGAGCCUUCCCCUCCUGAUCUUACCCCAGAAGCUGAAGCAGAAGCAAGACCAGCAAAGACAUUCUGAGCAGAGUUUAAGAUA